Molecule: messenger RNA, 1933 nt
Organism: Blepharisma stoltei
Lineage: Eukaryota; Ciliophora; Heterotrichea; Heterotrichida; Blepharismidae
Source: the annotation of a GenBank genome assembly
AUGUCUGCUCAUAGAUUACAAAAAUCAUUUCCUUCUCACCCUCUAAUUUCUCAAAAUAUUCAAAUUUCUCUAAAAUCAAGCGAAUUAAGAGAAGAGAAAGGAAACUCAAGAACUCCUUCACCAAGUUUUAAAAUGCCAACUGACCGUUCUAUCAAACGAUCUGAUGCGGAUAAAAUUUAUAAUUCAGCAGUUAUUAAAGCAAUGAUGCACUCAACAGAGCUAAAUUUGAUGAAUAUAAAUAGUCACAAAAGAUAUAAUCCAAAAGUAUUUAAUUUAUUAAUUUAUAAAAAUCUUAGAUAUCUUCCUUAAUACUGCUUUAUCAAGUCCUGCUAUCACAGAAAAUUUAUAUAAUAAUGGCAUAAAACUUCUGGACAACAAACCCAGUCUCCAAACAAAAAAACUGAAAAUUUAGUUAGAAAAUGAACUCAAAAUAGCUCAUGAGGGAACACAAAUUCAUCCCCCUUAAAGCACAGCAGAUCGACUCAUCCAAAAAAUUUUUUAGUCCUUCCAUCUGAAGAGCUAACUCAAAGGAAAUCAAAAUCUCCGUUAAAAUCAAUGAGAGCAUCAUUUGAGAGAUCAACUAAAAGAUCUUCUAGCAGAGAGCGAAGCCCUUAUUCAGUCAGAAUGCACAUAGACACGAAGAAAAUAUCAAAGCAAAGAUCUCAAAAAUCCCCCAGUCGAUCUCCUUCUCCUCAUUUGCAAGAUUCAGUCCCAAAACUUCAUAUAAGAUAUUUAACACAAAAGGUUUUGACUAAGCUAAUUCUAUUAAAUUUUUAACCGCUUUUAUUAAAAAAGCAUACUUUAAUUGCAUUUUUCAAUUUUAACCUUAGCUUUUUUAAAUAUCGAAAAAAAAUUAUUAGAAAAUUUUAAAAAAUCAAAAUACCCAUUUGGAUGAGCUAAAAAUAAGGUUCCCCGUGCAGGUGGCGAAUAAGCAAAAAUUAUUUAGAAUCUUUAUCUCCUAAUGCCAAAGAAAAUAGCUUAUUAUUUGAAAAAUAUCUAUUCCACAGCCACAAAAAUGCUGUAAAUUCAAUUGCUUCAGAUGAAGAAUAUAUAUAUAGUGGGUCUUCUGAUUACAAUAUUUGUAUAUGGCAUAAGCCAGUCAUAUCUAAUUCAAGAGUCCAUAAAGCGCCUAUUUUUUCAUGUCCUUAUCAGUCACUAAGGGCACACUCAAGGAGUAUUUUAGGGAUAUGUUUAUUAGAGAGAAAUACGUUAUCUUCUUGUAGCGCCGAUUCAAAUAUUAGAAUUUGACGAAUUUUUCCUGAGAUUUCUUUGAAAUCAAAAAUCAACGUACACACAGGCCCAGUUUAUUCAAUUAUUUCUCCGAGAUCCAAUAUGAUUGUUUCAUCAGGGGAAGACCAUAAUAUUUCUAUCGCAGAUUCAGAAACUUCUAGACAAAUUUUCGAAUAUAAUGAGCAUGAAAAGCCUGUAAAAACUUUGCUACUUAAUAACUCACAAACUUUUUGCAGUGGAGGAGUAGAUGGGUUAUAUUGAAUUUGGUUGAAUUUAAUGGGAAUUAUUAUAAAUAAUUAUAUAAAAAUUAAUAAUAUAAACAAUCAAAUGAGUUAUAAUUAAGCUCUGGGAUUUAAGACUUGCAAAGUCAAUUUCUACUAUUGAAGGGCAUAAUGAAGCUAUAAAUGCUUUAUGCAAGUGGGAAGAUGGGUCAAUUAUUAGUGGCUCAAGCGAUGGGAUUAUUAGAUAUUGAGACAUGAAAAAUUGGAAAAAUUGAAAAGAAAUAGACAAUGGAAGUGAGGUUACUGGCUUAGUUUAUGCUAAAGGGAAACUUAUAAGUGGAGGAAAGAAUAUAACUUCUUGAGGUCAAGUCAAUGAAAAAGUGGGAGAAAACGUGAAAUGCUUGCAAUACUGGGAAAAUAGUGAUAUGCUGCUAAGUGGGAAUAGAGAAGGAAACAUAGCAGGAUGGAAAUUUAUGGUUUAG